AUGUGCCCUUUUGGCGUCAUCAUUCCUGCUGCUUGCCUUGCUCUCAUCCCUUUCGAGUUGACCGAUCCUGCUCUAGUCUCCACUCAGGAUCUGCCUCAUGGGCCCAUUGGUCCAUUUCCUAUCUUUCUGCUUGACCCGCUUCUAUUGGUUCCAGCCCCAGGGUACUUUUAUUCCAGUUGCUAUUUAUCAGACCCUUUAUGGCAUGUACAAAGUCGUCUUAUCUUCAGAUCGCCUAGGCUCUGA
This is a messenger RNA of Protopolystoma xenopodis, 243 nucleotides long. The record is from the annotation of a GenBank genome assembly. Lineage: Eukaryota; Metazoa; Platyhelminthes; Monogenea; Polystomatidea; Polystomatidae.